CGAUGUUAUGGCUGACAUGAUCAUUUACGUAUGACGUAACCAAGAAGAAGUUUGAGAUUUGCAAUACUUAGAGGCAGUUGAAUAUCAACCGUCACGGAACAUAGUUUAAAUUACAAGAUAUCAGAAGAAGAUCUUAGCAACUGUUCGUUCAGCGAUGGCAAACAAAUUGGAGAAUAUCAUUUACUGUGGACCAUGCGAGUCGCAACAUUUAACUAAUAUUGCAGAGCUUUGGUGUCCAAAUUGUACUGAAGGCUUAUGCUCAACCUGUUUGAAGUACCAUAACGUUUCAAAAUCUACUCGUAUGCACAAAACUAUAACAAUUGAAAAUCUCACAACUCUGCCAGAUUUUGUACGCGACAUAGAUUAUGCCUGUUCAAACCAUUCCAAUGUUCUUGACCUAUACUGCAGUGUGCACGAGAAAGUAUGUUGUAUGGAUUGCAUAACCAGUGAUCAUUCUGAAUGCCCAGGAAUUACGUCACUUGUUAAAGUAGUUCAGGGGGUGAAGGAAUCAGCAUUUUACCACAGCAUUAUGAAAAAUAUCGAAGAUCUUACAGAAUAUGCUUCAAAACUUCAAAAGAAUAGAAAUGAAAAUGCUGACAAGCUACAACAAGAGAAACGCUUCUUGUUUGAAAAAGUAAAAUCCAAACGUAAAGAAAUUGCAUCUCAUUUAGAUAAAUUAGAAGAAGAUCUCUUGCAGCAGAUAGACUCAACAAUGACGCAAGAGUCGCAACAAAUAAACGAAGCUGUUUCUAAUCUGCAGAAAAAAAUCGAUACACUGACAGAGUAUAAAAGUCAAAUUUCUUCAUUGAUUGAAAAUGCCACUGAAGUUCAAACGUUUUUAGGAUUAAAAGAAAUAGACAACAAUAUUGUCAAAGAAGAAGAAAACAUGUCUCGAAUGGUGGUAGAACCUGGCAUGAAAGAAACCAGUGUAAAAAUGGAGUUUGCUAAUGAAAUUGAUGGCUUCGCAGACGAAAUUAAACUGAUGGGUAAUCUAGAACUUAAUAAGGUAACAACAGACAUGCGUUAUGCUGGAACGAAAUCACAACUCGCAAAAAGUUUAUCAAAUAUUAAAUCAGGAAUAGACAAUAUUAAACUGUCCUGCAUAACUAAAUUUAAAAUACCUUAUAAUUUCCAGGCGGAAAACAAUAUUUGCAGUUGUGCUAUAUUAGCAGAUGAGCGAGUUAUUUUGUUAAACAAGUGCUCAAAUGAAACAUCAGGUGGGUUGCAUAUCUUUAAAAAGAAUGGUGAUUACCAGGAACGCGUUUUAUGCACUUCUAAUCCAUCUGGACUUGCAGUAAUGAAUAAGUCUGAAAUUGCUGUAUCUUUUUGUAAAGAAAAAUCCAUUAAAGUAUAUGAAUCAGAAAAAUUCACUGUACAACGCUUGUUGAUAGAUGGUCACUUAUUCUGUGGAUUAUCAUGUGAAUCGGAAUGUUUGAUUUCUGGUGUUCGAAAUGAAGGUAUAUAUUUCAUAAGCUGUAGUUCUGGGACGAUUCUGAAAAUUCUCCCAACGGAUAUAACACAUUUAAACUAUGUACAUAUAAAGGAAGGAAAAACACUUAUUUCCGAUUUUCAAAAUAACAUUCUACAUUGUCGAAGUAGUGAUGGCGAGCUCAAAUGGAAAUUUUCAGACAAUGUCAUGAAAGGGCCUAGGAACAUAUGCACAGACAAUUUUGGUAAUAUAUUUGUUGCCUCCCGGGAUUCAGCAAGCAUAAUCGUAAUAUCUUCAGAUGGACAUGAUUUCAAAAAAGUUCUGGGAGUUAAAGAUGGUGUUCAAUGUCCAAAAGCUGUAUGCUAUGAUGUAAUGCAAUCUAUAUUAGUUAUUGCUAGUGGAAAUGGACUUGCAAAAAAGUACAAACUUUCCUAUAUCUAGAAUAAAAUCGAAUAUAUCGCUUAUUCUUAGCAACAUAUUUUUU
Mytilus trossulus (common blue mussel) is the source of this 1913-nucleotide messenger RNA. RefSeq lists its product as uncharacterized. The coding region runs from base 155 to 1870 and encodes 571 amino acids. NCBI's taxonomy places the organism in Eukaryota, Metazoa, Mollusca, Bivalvia, Mytilida, Mytilidae. The record is from RefSeq and is a predicted model, not a curated record. The transcript is spliced from 2 exons. Gene Ontology annotation, molecular function: ubiquitin protein ligase activity; zinc ion binding.